CGCACUGGGUGUGAUACUAGUUUGCAAUUAGAGAACGAUAAACAGUAUAAAAAAAUUUAGUCAUCCAUAUUCCAUUCCAUAGGCCCAUCUUUUCUCUCUCUCUCUACCAUUAUCAGAUAACUCCGUAUUCAGAUUCUGUCGUCUCUCUAACGCCUAUGGUGCCAUUUCCACCACGAACAAUCACGGCCGUCUGCCGAUGAUCGGUUUCUUCUCGAUCUCUCAGAAGACUCUGGUUUAAUUGGUAACGGUGGUGAAUGACUUGUUGAAGUGAUAUACUUAUAUAGCACUACUAAGUCUCGACGAAAUGGCUUCAGUAGGUACAGCACCUACUUCUGCUGCAAGAGGACCAAGUGGUGUUGAUAGGUUGCCUGAGGAGAUGAAUGACAUGAAAAUCAGGGAUGACAAGGAUAUGGAAGCAACAGUGGUUGAUGGUCAUGGUACUGAAACAGGGCAUAUAAUAGUGACAACUAUUGGUGGUAGAAAUGGACAGUCAAAGCAGACUAUAAGCUAUAUGGCUGAACGUAUUGUUGGGCAUGGAUCAUUUGGAGUAGUGUUCCAGGCAAAAUGCCUAGAGACUGGUGAAACUGUUGCUAUAAAAAAGGUUCUUCAGGAUAAAAGAUACAAGAAUCGAGAAUUACAGACUAUGCGCCUCCUUGACCAUCCAAAUGUUGUAUCUUUAAAGCACUGCUUCUUUUCUACAACUGAUAAAGAUGAACUAUAUUUAAAUCUAGUUCUCGAGUAUGUCCCAGAAACAGUUCACCGCGUUAUCAAGCACUACAACAAGUUGAAUCAAAGAAUCCCAUUAAUAUUUGUGAAACUUUAUACAUACCAGAUUUUCAGGGCAUUGUCUUACAUUCAUCGCAGCAUUGGAGUGUGUCACAGAGAUAUUAAGCCUCAAAAUCUUUUGGUGAACCCACAUACUCAUCAAGUUAAAUUGUGCGACUUUGGAAGUGCAAAAGUUCUGGUUAAAGGAGAGCCCAACAUUUCUUACAUUUGCUCUAGGUAUUAUAGAGCCCCUGAGCUCAUUUUUGGUGCAACAGAGUAUACUACUGCCAUUGAUGUAUGGUCUGCUGGAUGUGUGUUGGCAGAGCUACUUAUUAGCCAGCCUUUGUUUCCGGGUGAAAGUGGAGUUGAUCAACUUGUUGAGAUCAUUAAGGUGUUGGGCACUCCUACCAGGGAAGAAAUUAAAUGCAUGAACCCUAACUACACAGAGUUCAAAUUCCCCCAAAUUAAAGCUCAUCCUUGGCACAAGAUAUUUCCUAAACGUAUGCCGCCAGAAGCUGUUGACCUAGUUUCUAGGCUGCUGCAAUACUCUCCCAAUUUACGCUGUUCUGCUUUGGAUGCUUUGACCCACCAAUUCUUUGACGAGUUACGUGAUCCCAAUAUUCGACUUCCAAAUGGACGUUUUCUUCCUCCGCUGUUCAACUUCAAGCCCCAUGAGCUGAAGGGCGUGCCUAUGGAGACCAUAGCGAAAUUGAUUCCAGUGCACUCCAGAAAGCAGUGCCCGUUUCUAGGAUUGUGAACGCCUCUAUAAAAAGUAAAAACCACAGCCCGGUAUUUCUUCUGUCUCUAUUCAAUUGUUUGUGUUAAUGUUGUAUUCCUCGACCCCUGUUGUACCCCUUAUUUUUAUCACAUAUUUAUCAUGUCUAUUGUUAUCGUCAUUGUCCUUUGUAAAAGCAGAUGUAGGGAAAUGUUCUAUUAAGACAAUACUGGCCUUGAAUUUCUUGUGUACAAUGUAAUGUCGCCCCCCUGUACCGAAACAAUGUAAACUUCAUGAGCAAAAAUAUAGACCGAUCUGAAUGGAACGUUUUAUAAUAUUGUAAGAAACAAUGUUUUGCUCU
Cuscuta campestris is the source of this 1841-nucleotide messenger RNA. Lineage: Eukaryota; Viridiplantae; Streptophyta; Magnoliopsida; Solanales; Convolvulaceae. The record is from the annotation of a GenBank genome assembly.